AUGUUAUUAGAAAACAACUGUAGACCCGGACACAUACCAAGCUCUCGAUAUCGACAACUUUCGACUUCUUACUACUACCAUCAAACGACUACUGGCCAUCGGAGGAGGAUAUCAUUGAGGAAGGAAUCCCACUAUAGAAGUUCUGGCAAAAGCCCGGAGACUUGGCUAAUGUUGGGAACAGUACCUACCAUUGGGUCCAGUCCAAUGAUUUCACGUAUGCGACUGGAAACAAUCUGCUGGAACAUAAUCAUUGAAGGUUUCGAAAUGGACCAACGAAUGAAGGAACUGGUUAAGAGAAUGACUAUGAGUUUAAAAAUUCCAGAAGCCUCUCGAAAAUUCAAAGAGAGCAUGAUUUCUUCGCGAAGAAGAAUAUCAAGGUCUUCGAGCCAAGCGAGCUCAACAAAGGAAUCUAUGAAACGGAGAGAUGUCGCUCGUGCACCGACAAUCUUCUCAACUACAUUCCUCUCAUCUCCACCUACACGUCGAAGGAUCCCAGGACCGGAAAACCAACCAAUACUCUGCAGCCAUAUUGCAUCAAGUGUGUGGAGAGAUGUGUCGCAAGAACAGUUGCUAGGAGGAAGCUGGACCGAAGGGAGCGAUUGGAAAAGGACAAACUUGAGAAAAUGGAUCGCAAGAAAAAGGAAAAAGGUGUGGCAGCAAAUGAUGGAAAGGAAUGGGACCAUUGGCGAGAGAUUGACCGAUUUCUGCAAAGAGAACGACAUCGCUGUUCCGGAAUACAAGUUUCACUAUAAGAUGAUUCUCGUGUUUCUGAAGCCUGAUGAAUCAGAAGAAGGUCAAGAUAAGGCGAAAGAUGAAGCACUGUUCCUCGCUUACACUGUUCAUGAGUUUGGAGCAGGCAAGGAAACUACACCAAAGUCGAAAUGGACAGUUCUUGGAUAUCUGGACUCGAACCGUUAUAUCACUGAAAGCAUUGUCUUGUCGUACUUCGUGUAUGCUGCAUCCAUUGGCUACAAGAUGUGUCAGUUCUGGUGUGCAGCUCCCGGUGAUUACUAUUAUUUGUUCAACGAUCCUAUGCUAGACGGAUGUACAAGAACUUCUCGAAAACUUCUAUUUGGAUGGUGGAUACUGGCCAAAACGAAUCGAGGCAUUUUUGAAGGAACAUUCGAAGAACUUCACGAGCAACUGGUGCAAGAAAUCAGCAAAAACAGCGAUUCCUUUUUCGUCGAGUUCCAUUGA
This is a messenger RNA of Caenorhabditis briggsae, 1197 nucleotides long. The record is from RefSeq and is a predicted model, not a curated record. Bases 1 to 1197 code for a protein of 398 amino acids. NCBI's taxonomy places the organism in Eukaryota, Metazoa, Nematoda, Chromadorea, Rhabditida, Rhabditidae. The transcript has 4 exons.